AUGGUAUCUUCAGACCUUUCUCUCGCCGAAAAGCUGCGCUCUUAUUCCACGUGCGAUGUAUCAGAUGCAUUGCUCAAAGUGGGCGUUCCUCAUGGCGGCUUUCUUCCCAACCUCAGCAUGUGGUCACCUGUUCGACAAGAAGGCGAUAGAAAGCUCAUCGGACCGGCAUACACCGUCAAGUUUGUCCGCAAUACCCAGACCAAUGCGCCAAAGCUCAAAGAGCAUUACAUUGAUACCAUUCCAAAGGAUCACGUUGUCUUCAUCUCAGCGCCCCAUGGCAUCUUCAACGCUGUGUAUGGUGGUCUUAUGAGCACUCGUGCCAAGUAUUCUGGAGCCGUCGGCACGGUUGUCGAUGGUACCUUUCGAGAUUUGCAGGAUCAUCGCAAACUUGAUUAUCCAAUCUUUGCCCGUAAUGUCGGCACGCCGAGCUUUUACGAGGUUGCUCGCCCCAGCGAGAUCAAUGUGCCUGUGAAAUUACAGGACCCGGCUCUUGACGCGACGAUCAAUCCAGGAGACAUCAUAUUUGGAGACUUAAAUGGAGUUGUUUGUGUCCCCAAGGAAGUGCUAUCCAAGAUAGUUGAAAUCUUGCCGGGGCAGGUUCAAGCUGAUGAUAACAUGGCGCGGGAUAUCGCUCAAGGCAAGACGUUCACGGCUGCGAAGAAAGAAUACCGUUGA
Messenger RNA from Fusarium redolens, 675 nucleotides. RefSeq names its product ribonuclease E inhibitor RraA/Dimethylmenaquinone methyltransferase. The transcript is spliced from 5 exons. The record is from RefSeq and is a predicted model, not a curated record. Lineage: Eukaryota; Fungi; Ascomycota; Sordariomycetes; Hypocreales; Nectriaceae. The coding region runs from base 1 to 675 and encodes 224 amino acids.